Messenger RNA from Exophiala spinifera, 1632 nucleotides. RefSeq lists its product as uncharacterized. Bases 1 to 1632 code for a protein of 543 amino acids. Gene Ontology annotation, molecular function: transmembrane transporter activity. Gene Ontology annotation, biological process: transmembrane transport. NCBI's taxonomy places the organism in Eukaryota, Fungi, Ascomycota, Eurotiomycetes, Chaetothyriales, Herpotrichiellaceae. The transcript has 2 exons. The record is from RefSeq and is a predicted model, not a curated record. Gene Ontology annotation, cellular component: membrane.
AUGUCGACUCAUCCUGGUGGCGCGCAGCCCACACGACGUCGAAGCUCCAUCCACCAGAAUGCAGAGAGCGAAGCCGCCCUCGCAAAGCUGGGGUACGUCAGCGAACUGCCCCGAAACUUGAGCAUGAUGUCUAUCUUGGGACUUUCGUUCGCCAUAAUGGCCGUUCCCUUCGGUCUGAGCACGACUCUCUACAUCACCCUGACCGACGGACAGUCCGUGACGAUCCUGUACGGCUGGCUGUUUGUGUCAUUGAUAUCCCUGGCCAUAGCCUCGUCUCUUGCCGAGAUAUGUUCCGUAUAUCCUACCGCCGGCGGCGUGUACUACUGGUCCGCGAUGCUCAGCACGAAGAAAUGGGCACCGAUGGUCUCGUACAUUGACGGGUGGCUGACUCUCAUCGGCAACUGGACGGUGACGCUGUCCAUCAACUUCAGCGGGGGCCAGCUGAUCCUCUCGGCCAUCACGCUGUGGGACGAAGACUUUGUGCCGACGGCGUGGCAGACGGUGCUGAUGUUCUGGGCGGUGAUGCUGGCGUGCAUGCUCGUCAACAUCUUCGCGGCCCGGUACCUGGACCUGAUCAACAAGAUCUGCAUCUACUGGACGUCGGCUUCGGUCAUCAUCAUCCUCGUGACGCUGCUGUCGAUGGCCGACCGGCGGCGCAGCGGCGCCUUUGUGUUUUCGCACUUUGAUGCCUCGGCCAGCGGCUGGCCGAGCGGCUGGGCCUUCUUCGUCGGCCUGCUGCAGGCCGCCUACACGCUCACGGGCUACGGCAUGGUGGCGGCCAUGUGCGAGGAGGUGCAGCAGCCGCACCGCGAGGUGCCCAAGGCCAUGGUCCUGUCGGUCGCCGCCGCCGGCGUCACGGGCGUCGUCUACCUGGUCCCCAUCCUCUUCGUCCUCCCGGACGUGCAGACCCUGCUGGGCGUCGCCAACGGCCAGCCCAUCGGCCUCCUCUUCAAGACCGUCACGGGAUCCGCCGGCGGCGGCUUCGGCCUGCUGUUCCUGAUCCUGGGCAUCCUCUUCUUCGCCGGCACCGGCGCCCUGACCGCCGCCUCGCGCUGCACCUACGCCUUUGCCCGCGACGGCGCCAUCCCCGGCUCCGCCGUCUGGUCGCGCGUCAACCAGCGCUACGACAUCCCGCUCUGGGGCCUCGUGCUGUCCACCGUGGUCGACUGUCUUCUCGGCCUGAUCUACUUUGGCUCGACCGCCGCCUUCAACGCCUUCACGGGCGUCGCCACCAUAUGUCUGAGUACGAGCUACGGCAUCCCGAUCCUGGUCAACGUCGUCCGCGGCCGCAAAGCCACGGUGCAUGCGAGCUUCAGCCUCGGCCGGUUCGGCUUCUUCAUCAACAUCGCCACGAUCUGCUGGAUCGUCCUGGCCGUCGUCUUGUUCUGCAUGCCUGUCGCCAUCCCCGUCACCGCCGCCAGCAUGAAUUAUGCGUCGGUUGUCUUUGCCGGCUUUUCGGGCGUCGCUAUCGCCUGGUAUUUCGUGAGUGCCAGGAAGAGCUUCACAGGCCCCCCUGUGGUGAGUGACGCCGGGCCCGAAGAAGGGCUAGCUGUUGCUUCUCAUGUUCAAAAGCCCACGGACGUCGAAGACGCAGCAAAUCAAAAGCAUACAGUAGAGCCCAAGACCACUUGA